Messenger RNA from Dicrocoelium dendriticum, 942 nucleotides. The record is from the annotation of a GenBank genome assembly. Lineage: Eukaryota; Metazoa; Platyhelminthes; Trematoda; Plagiorchiida; Dicrocoeliidae.
AUGCGGCUGUAUAGAGGUAAAGUAUGGUGUCUUUGGUGCGUUUAUUUUUGCGCCUUGUUCCACGGAUCAAUCUCUGCUCCAGUGACUGGAAAGGCAAAUCCCGAGGCCACCAAGGAAGGAGACAAGCUUGCCUCAAAGGAAGAUGAGUCCAAGGGAACCCAAACAAUAAUCCGCCCAACAAACGUGUUCCGUUCAGAUGACCUGAAACUAGCUGCUAAAGGGUUGCCAAAUGGAAAGGAAUUCAAAAGAGACCUUCGUCCAUUUGAAUGGCUCUAUAAUACUUUGGACAAUUACCUUAGAUGUGCCUACUCAAACGGAGCCGAUUGUGAAGGGAGAUUAGUCAGUUCUAUCAAACUUGGAGAAAAUAAGGACCAUCCGGAAACGGUGACAAAUCUUGAUAUUGCUCAGAUACCUUUAAAGGAAUUUAUUCCAUAUGGAAACAAUGGCAACCCAUACAACGCUUACUCACCAAGUCUUUUAGUAGCGCCGCUCCAAAGUUCCGCAACACUGGGUUGGUUUGACAGACCUUUUAGUGGUUUAUGGAAGCCUGCUUUCCCUAUGCAUCAAAAUGGGCCUUCCCCCCUCGGUUCUGGCUACGUUGACACCUCUUUCGACCCUUUCGUGCCUAUGAUACCAUCGUAUUAUGGACCUACAAGGGAGUCGUCUGAGCUUGGAGAAGCAAAUGGCCCGGCGCUGUGGGGGAAACAUCGUGAUCUUGAAAGACCUUUGAGAAAUCCUCUCGUGGCAUUCCCAUAUAAUCGGGGACCAGAUGCGGGUUUUACUCCCUUUUACUUCAACGCAAGAUCCGUGGGUGGAGAAGAGGAUGAUGGAGGUAAACAUGGAUUCGCUAACGGACCUUGGGGAGGUCGAAUCGUACAUCCUCCACCCUUCUAUGGAAACCCGAUGCCAUUACCCAUGAUGAAAAUGCAUACGUUCUGGUAA